Molecule: messenger RNA, 603 nt
Organism: Truncatella angustata
Lineage: Eukaryota; Fungi; Ascomycota; Sordariomycetes; Amphisphaeriales; Sporocadaceae
Product: small GTPase superfamily
Exons: 3
Coding region: 1-603 (200 amino acids)
Biological process (GO): small GTPase-mediated signal transduction
Molecular function (GO): GTP binding; GTPase activity
Source: RefSeq, a predicted model, not a curated record
AUGUUGAGAUUUGCAGUUGUUGGCGACUAUCGCUGCGGAAAGACUUGCAUGCUUCUCCGCUUCUACUUCGAUACUUUUACGCGCAACCACAUCCCAACACAGUAUGAGCUCUUCAACAAGACCAUCAAUGUUGAUGGCAAGAACGCCGAUCUCGAGCUCUGGGACACGUCAGGCCGAAUAGAGCUGAAGCAGCUGUCCCUUCUCUCCUACCUAGCCUGGGAUGGCAUAUUUCUCUGCUUCAGCGUCGACAGCGACAAUAAGUUCACCAACGCUCAGACCAAAUGGAUCAACCAAAUCCACAUGCAUUGCCACGGUGCCCCGAUCUUCUUCGUCGGCUUGAAGAAGGACACCCGCGUUGGUUCCGGCAUUUGGGCCCCCCUGUUUCCCAGCUUCGAGACUCGUGUCGGCGCGUCCGAAGGUGCAAUGGCAGCCAGAAACCUCGGCGCCGUCAGAUAUAUGGAGUGUUCGGCAAAGACAGGCGAAGGCGUCAACCUGGUCUUCGAGGAGGGUGUUCGAACGAUCCGAGCCAUUCAAUCCGGCAGAGAUUCAAUGGCUCGAGAAAAGUCUCGUGGAACCAGCCUAGGGCACAUGUUGUGUUUCUAG